This is a messenger RNA of Pygocentrus nattereri (red-bellied piranha), 3356 nucleotides long. RefSeq names its product kelch-like family member 40a (gene klhl40a). The coding region runs from base 140 to 1984 and encodes 614 amino acids. Gene Ontology annotation, molecular function: protein binding. The transcript is spliced from 6 exons. The record is from RefSeq and is a predicted model, not a curated record. NCBI's taxonomy places the organism in Eukaryota, Metazoa, Chordata, Actinopteri, Characiformes, Serrasalmidae.
GGAGAAGCCACGCCACCAUGCCAGCCUCCAUUUCUCUCUCUUUGGGUCACGCAGUUAAUACAGUCAGUCCAGUGGUGGGAGAGGAGACCCAGACCCUCCUACUGCCAUAUCACGCUAGUGUUACGAAAACCCAGACAAGAUGGCUGCCGAGCUAGUAGACCCAGUGACGGAGCCACGGAUGUACCAGCAGACACUCUUGCAAGAUGGGCUCUGUGAGCUUCUGGAGAGCGACAAGUUUGUGGACUGUGUCCUGAAGAUCAAUGACCAGGAGUUCCCAUGCCACCGGCUGGUGCUUGCUGCCAGCAGCCCGUACUUCAAGGCAAUGUUUCUCUCAGACCUGGAGGAGAGCAAGAAACGAGAGGUUGUGCUGAAGGAUGUGGACCCAGGUAUCAUGGGGAUGAUCCUUAGGUACAUCUACACUUCUGACAUCAACCUUACUGAGCAGAAUGUCCAGGACAUCUUCAUGGUGGCCAACAUGUACCAGAUCCCUUCGAUCUUCAGCGUUUGCGUGUCCUACCUGGAGCAGAAGAUGGUCCUGAGCAACUGUCUGGCCAUCUUUAGGCUGGGGUUACUUCUGGAGUGCCCCAGACUGGCCGCCGCAGCUCGGGACUACAUCUGUGACCGCUUUGAGCUCAUUGUCAGGGACACAGACUUCCACCAGCUGGGAUCCGGAGAACUGGCUGCCAUCAUCACUUGUGAUUCCCUGAACGUGGAGAAGGAAGAGACCGUCUUCGAGGCUCUGAUGGACUGGGUGGAGUACGAUCCGAGAGAAAGGCUGAAGGAUGUGCCAGACCUCCUGCAUUGUGUACGGUUCCGCCUGAUGGCACCAGUUUACUUCAAGGAGGAAGUGGAGGGGCACCGGUUGAUCAGAGCCAACCAGGAGAUCAAGAAGGAGUUGCAGCUAAUCAAGGAUGCGCAAAGGGGGAUGCUGCCUAAAGUCAAAGGGGCAUCCGGCAGGAAGGCAGGAGCUGCAGGAGCUGCAGAGGGUGAGGAGGAUGAAGAUGAGGAUGAGGGCCUGCUUCCAGGCAUCUUGAAUGACAACCCACGCUUUGGAAUGUUUCAAACGGACUUUAUUCUCAUGAUCAGUAACACAGGGACAGUCGCCUAUGACCCUACUGAAAAUGAAUGCUACUUAGCAUCCUCAUCAACCCAGAUCCCGAAGAAUCACUGCAGUUUGGUGACAAAGGAGAAUCAGAUCUUUGUGGCUGGAGGUCUCCUAUACAAUGAGCAGAACACAGAGGAUGCCUUCAGCUCCUACUUCUUACAGUUUGACCCCAUGAGCUCUGAAUGGCUGGGGAUGCCCUCAGUACCCAACCCCCGCUGCCUCUUUGGGCUGGCCGAGGCCAACAAUUCCAUCUUUAUCGUGGGUGGAAAAGAGCUGAAAGAAGGAGAACAUGCAUUAGACUCUGUUAUGAUCUAUGACCGACAAUCAUUCAAAUGGGGAGAAUCAGACCCUCUUCCAUAUUCAGUCUACGGGCAUGGCACCGUCUCUCAUAAUAGGCUCAUCUAUGUACUGGGUGGAAAAUCAGAGAGCAAGAAGUGCUUAAGGAGAGUAUGUGUUUACAACCCAUCUAAGUUUGAGUGGAAGGAGCUGGCCUCGAUGAAAACUGCUCGCUCCCUCUUUGGUGUUGCCGUCCACAAAAACAAAAUCUACGUGGUGACCGGAGUCACUGACAAUGGCUUGACCAGCAGCUCAGAGGUUUACGACAUUGCCAAGAAUACGUGGUCAGAGUUCACAGAGUUCCCUCAGGAGAGAAGCUCUCUGAACCUGAUUGAGCUGGCCGGUUGUCUGUACGCAGUGGGAGGCUUUGCUAUGAUGCCCAAUGACACCACUGAGAAGCUGGAGCCCACUGAGAUGAAUGAUAUCUGGAGGUUCGAUGAGAAGGAGAGCUGCUGGAAUGGGAUGCUGAGGGAGAUCAGCUACACUUCCGGAGCCACAGUAUUAGGAGUGCGUCUCAAUGCUUUGCGACUCACCAAGAUGUGAUCAACAGCAUUCAUUAGCUAAUGGACAGAAAUGUACAUUCAUUUUAGAGUACUGGAAUAUAUUGAGAGGUUUUAAUGGUCACAUUUAAAGUGCACACACUUUCUGAAGAUAAUGUAAAUUCCUGGAAGACUGAGUGUAAAAGCCGGACAGCAGGGGGAGACAAAGAACGGACCACUACAGGGUUUCAAAGCAAUGUGUGGAAACGUGAAGUCAUGGUGAACUUUUGGACCGCAGGACAGUUUGAUGCAAUUUACAUGUCCAUGUUUGUGUAUUUAUAUUAUUCACAUCUUUAUUUGAGUUAUGCUGAAUUUGAAUAAUAUUCGCUCUAUGAUUUCCAUGUGAAAAAGAACAAAUGUAGUAGUUACAAUGCGUGACAUCACAACAGACUGGAAUAUAAAGUUAGUGAAAAUACAGAUGCCAUCCACUUGCAUGAUGAAACUGAAUGAUAUUUGGCAGUCUAAUAGGUACUGUACAGUGCAAGAGUCAGAGAACACCCUGCAUUUAUUUCAUUUACAGUACAAGGUUUUCAGUGACAAGAAAAGAAAAAGAAGAAAACAUAUUGUCACUGCCCAAAACAAACAAACAAAAAAAAGCAGGUGUCUCCAUUUCUGUUGAUUUUUAUUUUUCUAUAACAUUUGAACAUGGUAACUGUCCUUUACAUUGUGUGAAAAUUUUGGGAGGAAUAAACCAAUAGAAAUUCUCCAAAAUCAUUAAGAACAUAACUAAAAGUUAAGAAUUUUUUCUUGGAAAGUUACAGUUUUGGAGAUGUUUUUCUUUGGACAGUGAUGAGUGCUGGAGCCUAUCCCAGUGGUCACUGAGCGGAAGGCAGGUAACACCCUGUACAGGUUGUCAGUCCAUCACACUCAGCCAUACACACACACCUAAGGGUGAUUUAGCAUCUCCAGUUCUGGAUAUCUUCGGACUGUGUGAGGAAACUGGAACACCUGGAGGUAUUCUCCACACAGAAAGGUCCCUAGGUGCCUGGACAGGGAAUUAAACCCAGGCCCCUCUUGCUGUGAGGCGACAUAAAACAUUCAGCAUCUAUUGUGUCCUCUUUGCUUUUACAGCUUCCAUUCUUUUCAGAAGACUCGCUACCUCACAAUCCCAAUUACAAAUUUAGGCUCAUCAGUCUAUAAAACUGUAUGCCACAUCGCAAACGCGCGGUUUCAACGUUUUGAUUGGAAACUAAAUUAAUGAAGGGUGGUCUCUGACUUCUGCACAGUGCUCCAGAAACAAAGAAGAAUGAAAAAACAUAACUGGACACAAAGCAAUUAGAAUCAACAAGGAUGUUGCUUUAGGUUUUUACAGAUAUAAUAGGCAGUACAGUAGAUGACGGAAUACAGACCAGAAUAAACAUCACUUUUAAAUUCUA